Trichobilharzia szidati is the source of this 1040-nucleotide messenger RNA. The record is from the annotation of a GenBank genome assembly. NCBI's taxonomy places the organism in Eukaryota, Metazoa, Platyhelminthes, Trematoda, Strigeidida, Schistosomatidae.
AUGAUAGCAGAGCCACAUUCUUCAGUCCUGGAACCGACGGUUCGUUAUUCUUACAUGGGUGGCGUCUCUGAAUACUAUGCACCCGCCAUAUUGAUUUACCCUCUAAUUGUGGAAUACGACCAAUGGGGCGGGCACUUAGCUCCCUUAUUUAUAAGUUCUUUUAAUUCUGCGAUGAUGUUUGAAGAGAAUGGACCAGAUUCACAGGUACCUCGUCCACAGGAAAGGAAGUCUACUAGGAAAAGUCUCCGCAUUGAGGCUCCUUGUUCGGUUAACGACAUUUCAAGAGAGCAGUCAUUAACCAUAGAUACCAAUGACAAGAUGGAUGAUGAAACAGUUGAGAGGUACAAGAGUGAAUGCCAAAAGUGGGAUCAAUUGGUGAAGGACUAUGAAACGCGUCUGACAUCACUUAAUGAUGAUACUAACUUCCCAUCUAAGGAAUGGAUCAGUACAGAUCGUGUCACCCAGGAACAUUUAAAUCUAAUUUAUCCCGAAAAGUAUUUAGAUACUUACGAUUCCCUAGAGAGUUUGUCGAAUUCUCUUGUAGAUAUUAAUAACGAUAUAUUUUAUGAACUUGAGAAACUUUCUCGUCUAAUUCAAGAACAGUAUCUGUUCUUGAAAAGUUUUAGGAAGAAGUUAUGUUUGAAACAAAAAAUUUAUCAAGACAUGUACAACCUCUCCGAUUCCCCAACAUCUCUCUUAUCUGAAUUUCUUAACACAUAAAUCUGUCCUUUUUCAACUGCCAAAACUCUUCCAUUUUUGUCUCUUAGGAGUUUUCAUAUUAAUAAAGAUCAUUGCUGAGAGUUUGAAGUACAUAACACUGUACACAAUUAAAAUUCAGAAGCUUAUUACAGAUUUCUUAACUUAAUAUUGCAAAGUUUAUUAAUUCAUGGAGUUGCUUAAAUCGACUACAUCUAGCAAGUUGUUUCAGAACAUUGGAAAACAUUUGCAACAUAUGUCAGUCAAACAACAAUAUGGUUUAAUUCUUUAAUAUACUCAAAUAUACUUUUUUAAUGUAUUGUAAUCUGUCUUCACUGCACAUG